This is a messenger RNA of Phytophthora nicotianae INRA-310, 905 nucleotides long. RefSeq lists its product as hypothetical. Lineage: Eukaryota; Oomycota; Peronosporomycetes; Peronosporales; Peronosporaceae. The record is from RefSeq and is a predicted model, not a curated record. Bases 54 to 845 code for a protein of 263 amino acids. The transcript has 2 exons.
CUUUGCUAAGUAUACGUUUUGACCUUUUUGACUGGAAGAGCUUAUUUGGAGCAAUGACAGACUCACGGCGCCGCGCUGCCUCCUGCUCGUCGGACGAGGCCGACUGGCGCGCAUGCGUGGAGUAUGAGACGAAGCGCGUGGUAGUGGGUGACCUGGAGGUGCAGGUAUUUCAGAUGGAGGAACUUCCGGUGGCUGCAUCACUAUUCAUGCUGGCCGAGAUGGAUGCCAACGUGACGGAGAUCUCGGGCACACGCCUCUGGACGGGCUCGCAUUUCCUCUCACGGUAUCUAUGGCGCCACCCUGAGCACGUUCGUGGCAAACGUGUAUUGGAACUGGGAGCUGGUACUGGCAUCUGCAGCAUCGUGUCGUCCAAGCUCGGAGCUGUCAAAUGUUUGGCUACUGAUGGUGACGAAGAAGUGGUGGAAUUGCUCACCAAGAAUAUUCAGGUGAACGGGGCGGAGGGCGUAGUGACUGCUCGCUCGCUGUUUUGGGGUGAUGAACCAUCGGCGCAGACAUUGCUGGAGGAAUUCCCAGGUGCGCUGACGGAAGUGGACGUUGUGCUAGCCGGUGACGUUUUGUAUAAAAGCGAGUUGUUGCCGCUACUUUUUGCCACCGUAACGCGGGUGCUGACUUCGGAUGAUGACAUCGAGCGAGCGUUUGUACUGUGUCAUAUUCCUCGUGCCGAUGUAACCCACGACCUCGUACAGAAGCAGAUCAUAGACUCGGGCCUCAAAUUUGAGGAGGUUAAGCUGCCGGCAGAAGAUGUUGCAGAUGCUGCUGCAGAGCUGGAAGAAUGUCCCGUAGAGGAUGUCGAGCGUGCAAGGCUGUAUUAUAUCACCAAGUAAAGAGCCGAGGGAUGAAGCAUGCCAAGAGCUUUCAGAAUAGCAGAAUAGAAAAUUAUCUUU